This is a messenger RNA of Anthostomella pinea, 303 nucleotides long. NCBI's taxonomy places the organism in Eukaryota, Fungi, Ascomycota, Sordariomycetes, Xylariales, Xylariaceae. The record is from the annotation of a GenBank genome assembly.
AUGUCUGACGACUUGUCGUCAGAUUCAGAGUCCGAUUCAUCUGAAACCUUCCUCCGAGGCAGCGAGAAUUGGUCCUUGUCCAAGGACGCCCUACUCCUUCCCCUGUACAAGAUUGGCUGGGAAGAGGGUGGCGAGGCCAGUCGGGAGGGCGACCUCACGAUCGCGGAGGCCAUCAUUAACCCUUGCAAGGCUAGUCCCCUCAACCUCAUCUCCGGCCUGACCGGAGGAGCCAAUAUGAUCAGCUGUGGGGAGCGAUGGGGAGCAGUGGGGAGCAGUGUAGCUGCCAACGGCGGGGGCAUGUAG